This is a messenger RNA of Pelobates cultripes (western spadefoot toad), 414 nucleotides long. Lineage: Eukaryota; Metazoa; Chordata; Amphibia; Anura; Pelobatidae. The record is from the annotation of a GenBank genome assembly.
AUGGCGACCAAAAGACUGAAGGCACAAGCAGGCAACACUCCCUCCUCUAACCUCUCAUCCUCCAAAACGUCCCUGAGGAGAUUCUUCGUGGAGAAACAAGAGAUAGACAUGCGGUCCAAAAUGGCCACGGCUGAAAAAUCCCCCGCGAGCAGCGCUCCUGCCAGCCCUGCUCCCUCAGACAGCUCCACAGAGGGAACAGAUAUAAAAACUAUUCUGACCCAGCUGUCCUCCAAACUGGACCUCGAAGCCAUGUUCUCCAAAAUGGAAAGGAGCUUUGGCGACAAGCUGCAAUCUCUACAUGAGGAGGUAAGCCACAUUGGCAAUAGAGUGCAACUACUGGAAAAGGGGGGGAAACAACAGCCCUGCAAAUACACAACAUGCAAACUCUCCAGCAAACCCAGAAUGAAGCCCUAA